Messenger RNA from Mya arenaria, 405 nucleotides. Its product is annotated as gigasin-6-like. The coding region runs from base 1 to 405 and encodes 134 amino acids. The transcript is spliced from 2 exons. The record is from RefSeq and is a predicted model, not a curated record. NCBI's taxonomy places the organism in Eukaryota, Metazoa, Mollusca, Bivalvia, Myida, Myidae.
AUGGGGUUCAUUGAUGACUAUAGGACACGGGAGACAACUCUUCGAGACCUUUUGUCUCAUAGAACAGGCCUUGCCAAUCCUGACAAUGGCCUCAUGGCUGGGUUUCCAUCAUCUUUAUCGAGGGAAGACUUGUGCAAACGAAUGAGGUAUCUGCCAGAGCAAAUCCCUUUUAGGGACUCCUUCAUCUACAACAAUUACAUGUACAUGUUACUUGGCCAUGUGGCAGAAAAGUUAGGUGGAGAUACGUUGGAAAAUCUUGUGUCGUCACGAUUUUUUGUUCCCCUUGGAAUGAAUUCAGCUAAAAUACUGAAAAAGACAUUAGACGUUCUUUCAAGUGAUAUGGCGCAUCCGUACAUAUACAAGGACGACUCGUUUGAGGAAUCAACUUCAGAUAUUUAUGAGUAA